CGAGCCGUGCGGGGCCGGGAGGGAUGUAGCAGCGAUCAGCACCGCGGAGAGCGGCGGAGCCGAGCCGAGCCGUGCCGAGCCGUGCCGGGGCCAUGGCCAGCGUGCAGCAGGGCGAGAAGCAGCUCUUCGAGAAGUUCUGGCGAGGCACCUUCAAAGCCGUGGCCACGCCGCGCCCCGAGAGCAUCAUCGUGGCCAGCAUCACCGCCCGCAAGCCGCUGCCCAGUGGGCCACUCAGCUGCCUGCCAUACCCUGCAGAGGACAGACAUCCCGAGAAGCCAAGCGGCCGUGUGUCCAAGGAGGCCUCCACCACUAACGGCUGGGCGAGAGGGAAGGAGAGGCGCAGCCAUGCCCGCCACAGGUCCCGCAGCCCCUCGUGCAAUGGGGAGCGCGCACCGCCGCCAGCCCGGGGGAAGAAGAAGAAGAAGAAGUCUGGCCGCAAGAAGCGCCGGAGGUCUCCCUCCUACAGCCCCUCCCCUGUGAAGAAGAAGAAGAAGAAGAGCUCCAAGAAACGAAAAAGAAACAGGUUAUCCUCAAAGAAGAGAAGACACAGUUCUUCAAGCCCCAAAAGUAAGAGAAAGGAAGAAAGAAAACACAAAAAACACUCUCGUGGGCGCACCCGGAAAGCUCAUCGCCAUCGCCACCGCCACUCUCGCUCAGAGAGCUCUGACUCCUACUCCCCGAGCUGCCGAAGCAGGCACAGAGCCAGGUCUCGGGAGGAAGGGCGUAAAACACGGCGAAGAUGCUCCCAGCACCAUUCAAAGGUCACAGCAAAGCGAAGCUCCUCUGCAGAGGUUCAGGCCAACCAAAAAGCCAGCCAAACCCUCCCACUCUACAGCUUCCUGUCUCCCAAGGAAGUAAUCUCUCAGUCAGGGUCUUCUGCUGACCUCUUUACCAAAACAGACAGCCCGCCUGGCAACCUAGCCAGCCAGAACGGAGAGUAUCAUGAAUAUGACUCAGGAAACGAUACUUCCUCCCCUCCCUCCACUCAAACGAGCUCAUCCAGGUCAAAGGACAGCCAGGAGAAAAGAAGUCUAGUCCAUGAUGGCUUUGGCCAUGCCUUCUCGUCCGGGAAGCCCAAACUGGCCAACAGUGAUAACAGCUCUGAUUCAGGAAAUUCCUUCACCAGUUGCUUUUCCCAGACCAAGGCGACAGCUUUGGAAAAUCUGUCUCCAGAUGCCCAGGGACAAGACCGAAGAGCGUGCCUGUCCUUGUGUCUCAGCUGUUCGGAGGAGAAGAAGCGAAAUUUGUCCCCGUCCCCAGCCCCCAGCUCCCCGGCAAGGCCGUGCUCCCGCAGCGAGUCGUACAGCAGCACAGGCAGGUCCUCCCCUGGCUCCAGCCGCUCCAGCCGCUCCCGCUCCUCACACCACAGGGCCUCCCCCAAGUACUCCCGAAGCAGGUCCUGCUCUUCAGGGAAGAGGUCUUCUUCACGGUCCCCCAGCUAUUCCUCCAAAUCCUGCAAAAAAAGUCCUGGAAGCAGGAGUUCAAAGCCUCGCCGGAGCCCCAGUUACUCCCGCUACAGCCCUAGCAGGGACCGUGAGCGAGAGCACAAGUACGGCUCCAGCGAGAAGGAGUCGCACAGGGAGCGUGACCGGCGGUGGCGGUGCUCCUACUCGCCCCUGAGGAAACGCAGGAGAGACUCCCCCAGCCACCUGGAAGCUCGGCGCAUCACGAGUGCCCGCAAACGCCCCAUCCCCUACUAUCGGCCCAGUCCUUCCUCCUCCAGCAGCGCCAGCAGCUAUUCCUCUUGGUACAGCACCUUUAGCCGCUCCCCCAGCCGGAGCCGGAGCUACUCCAGCUCCCGGACGAGCCGGAGCCGCAGCUGGAGCAGCAGCAGUGGGGAGGGCAGGAGCCGCAGCCGCAGCUCAGGCCCCAGAAGCAGCCGCAGCCAGAGCAGGAGCUCUGAGUCAGGAGGCAGCUCCGACAGCCUGCGGCGCUAGGGAGUGCCGCCGAGGGCUCGCACGCUGCCGGCACCUCCAAAUUCCUGGCAUUCUCCACGUCCUUCCCACCUACCCGGCCAUCGAUAGCAAUCACCCCUGAUACCGAUGCGAUGGCAGCACCAGGUCUCCCUUCCCCACUUCGGACAGAGUAAGAGGCCGUGUGCACCCGGCGCAGCCCCUUCGCCGCCUUGCAGAGAGGAUGGAUCUGUCCCGGCUCCCCCAGCCGGGGCUGGAAGGAGGGUCAGUGCCCCGCGGAGAGCCUGUUACAACAGACCUGCUCCAUCCUCACCAACAUCCCCCGUCUCCCCAUCACCGCCGUCCUCCGAGAGCCACCAGCUGGUCCAAAGGAAGAAUUUGUCUCCUUGCUCUUCUCCUGCCAAACUGGUAGCCAGCAGAUUAAUUUCCCUUGGAGGAAGAGACACAUUUAGGGAGGAAUUUGCUGGGAAGCUUUGGUGAUGAGUGGGGGUGACCUGUCAUAACCAAGGCAAAUAUCAGGUCCCAUGGGUGUCUCCCCCAGAAUUUCUGCCUGCUCUGCAGCAGGCCUCUUCCAUGAGAAUAUUUAUUUAUUGCCAUAAGCCAGUCUCUGCUAUAAAUAGAAGGCUAGAAAUCCCUCCUGAUGUUAAUUCCUGGGGAAAAAAAAAAAAAGCUCCUGCCCUUUCCUACCAGGUUCAUCUUUCGCAGGGUCGUUCUGUUUCCCUCCAGCACUGUGACUCGUGAACGCACUGCUGAGGUCUGAAGCAGAUUUGGGAGUGGGGAGUCGGUGCCACAGUGUGAGAGGUGAGGCUGUGGGGUUCCCUUCUUGGAGGACUCUCUUGCAGUUUGGGGACAGUUCAGGUUUUUCUAAGGGUUCCUUGAUCUCUGAGAGCAAGAUGGACUGUGAGGAGACAAGGGCGCUGGGUUAACUCCAGCGGGGUACCCGCAGUGGGGUGUAGGGAGAGCACACGGGGUCAGAAGGGCAGUGUGUGAGCCAGGGGAUCCCAGCUCCCCGUUCUCAUAACAGACAGCAGUUGUCAACAGAAGGAGGGUUUGGGGAAAUAAUUUCUCCUUGAGACUCUCAGGCUCCCCUUGAAGGCAGGAUCAGCAGCCCCAGCACUCCAAGUGUAAGACAAGAGGAUAUUUUCCCUCCCUGGCACUACACAGCUGAAAAGGCUCUGCUCUCAGCUCUGACCAUGGGGUGACCGAGCAGCCCCCAGACACACGGCGCAGGGUCUGGCCUCCCCCAGCGCUCCAUCGCUCCGAGGCUCUUCCCCUCCUCGCAGCUGCAGCAGGGUACAUGGAACCCCGGUUUGGUGCUGGGGGGACGGAGCGGCGUGGGGGGGACAGGAAGGGCCCCCACUAAUUGCCUGUUUUUCCCAGGAGGGCCCUGCCUGCCUGGGCGGCCCUGCGGUUUUGUCUCCCUGCCAGGCUUGCCAGCCCAGCUGCCUGUGCAAUUACUGUGUUUUGCAGGGUAACAAAGACUUCUCCCAGCACAGGCUGAGCUGGUGCUGAGGAUUUUCUUUCUCUUACAACACCUGGCUGCUUAGAGACGCUAAUUUAGGCUUAAGACUUCCCUCCCUCCCUUUUUCCAUCCCCUCCCCUUCCAUCCUGUGUGAUUAUUAACAAGUUUGGGCUUAAUGAGUCAAGGAGGUGUGUCACGUAAGUGUCACAGAAAAGGGCUAAGGGGAGCCAGCAUCUGCUGGAGGAGGAGAGGGCUUAGAAAGAAAAGUAAACUCACCAGAUAAAGAGUUACCCAGGGCCCUGCUCCUGCUGGCAGCAGGUAAAGGGGCCAAGCUGUGAGCAGACGGAAGACAAACACAGCCUGGAUGAUUGCCUUAUCAAGCAAAAAUGCACGUUAUCUGUUGGAAAAAACAGUAGCGAGGGUUAUACUUCUACCUGGCUGGUACACGGGGAGGCUUGAUGCCAGGGGUCCCCUUUUCCCAGUCUCCUUCCCACUGCUGGUCCCCCUUGCCCUGUGCCUUCCAGCCCAAGCCCCACUUAUUUCCCGGUCCCCCUGCCUUGUUCCGUGGGGGUAGUUUGAGGGUGGCUGAGGCACAGAGCUGGGCGCUGGGCUGGGCUCCUGGCGCUGCUCGGUGGGGAGACAUCCAGCUCCUGGGAGGGCACUUCCUAGGGCACAGAGAAGCGCGUUCCUGGCAGGGCUGAGCAAACCCAGGGGGCUGUGGCUGAGGAUCGAAGACAGGGUGUUCGUGCAGAAGGGUGCUGCUUCCUUCCCCUGCCCUGGGCCUGGCAGCAGCCCCUUGGCCAUCUUCUGCGGUGAGCUCCCUUCUCGUAAAGGGCUGAAAACCUCACGCUUCUCCCCCAGAGAGUCUCUCCCAGUUUGGCAUUUGCGUGCCCCGUCCUGCUCCAUACAAGACCUGAUCGCAGUGACUGGAGACCCAACCCCAAAUCCACCGGUGCACGGAGAGUUGCCUCCUGCCCGAGUACCCCUGAAGACACACUUGUGUCUGCAGCAAGGCAGCAGCGAGCCAGGCAGGCAAAAACCAGGAAAGAAAUGAAGAGCUUUGUGCAACCGGUGUAAAUAUCCAAACCCAACACUGACUUGAGUUCCUCGUGGCUGGGGACGGACGAACAAACACUGCGUCGGGGGCAGUGGCACAUGCCGACAGUGGGACGGGAGAUGACCGGUCCGGCUGCCCCGCACCUCCAGGGCUGCCUCCGCCUGCACAGUCCAUGGCAGCUAAACGCUCCUGGGGUUUCCCAAGUGACUCACGUUGGAGCAAACCUCUUUAUUUAUUUAUUUAUUUAUUUAUUAUUAUUCUAUUUUUAAUUGUACGUCCGAAUGGAUGCAGGUAGUCGCCGUUACCAGUAUUUAUUUAUUCUAUUUUUUGGGAAGGGGAGGUUGUGGGGGGAGGGACAAUAAGUUAUUUUUGGAUCUGUUUGCCUGUUCUGAACGUCUCCGUGUCGCUGUUGUUGUGUAGAGGUUCUCGCAGCGCCUGCCUCUCGGCCAGGGGUGGCUGCUUUGCGGGCCGGGCUCCAGCUGCUGCCAGCCCUGCUUCCCCCGGCCCCGCUGCCGAAACCGGGCUGCUCGGCAUCGCUCCGCCGGCUUCCCUGGGAGGAGGACGCCGUCGCCAGGGCGCCCCGGUGUUGUUUAUCGCCGCGCCAUGACCCACCCAUGGAAAAACUGAAGAAGUCAGACCGUGAGAGAGCGAGCUGUCUGCGGGAGGUGCUUGCAAAAUCCAGCCUCCGGUGACAGGACCUAACCGUCUGCGUGUACACGUGUGUGUGUGUGUGCCUGUAUGUGCCUAUGUGCAUAUACAUAUAUGUUUCCCUCAGUGGUAUUUAUCUCUUUAUUUUUUAACUUAUUUAAGGUUUUUCAGUACAAUCCAGACCAUCAACCUCCCUGUCAGUGGACAACUGGGUUUUCUGUCAGUUUGCGAGAAGCCCGUGAGCUUUUCUGUCUCUGUGCCUUUUGCCAGUGCUUCUUUUUUUUUUUUUUUUUCCAUUUUCGCUCAUUCCUUGCUGUUACAGGAUUUUUUGCUCUGUGUUCAGCAUCCCAGACUGCUGCUGUCUGCAAGGAGCAGCUUCCAGCUGGCGGGCAGCUCGGUCCUUUUGGUGCAGGUGAAUCGCUGCUCAUCGGCGGCCGCUGCACCCAGGACCAGCUGGGGCCUCACCGAGAGCAGCGAGGCUUUGGGGGAAUCUCUCUGCCACCUUUUGGAAGCACUAUCUCAAAGGGUAGAGUUCUCCUUCCUCAUUCAAGGGCUCCUUCCUGCCCGUGAUUUUGUUUCCGUCCCAAGCACCCUGGUUGCCUUUCCACGGCAGAGCACACAACACAGCACCCACAGCACACGUGUCCCCCUGGGACGCUCCCUGCUCCCUGGACCAGCCUUGUCUUGGGGUUCCUCCUGUCCCACCCCAUGCACUGGGGCCAGAUUCCAGCAAACCCAGCCCAAUCCCCCUGUGGUUUUGCUGAAAAGCGCAGAGGAGGGAUCUUUCAAAGCACCGUUGUGUUAUUUCACCACGGGUUGCAGCACUCGCUUGUGCUCUGCUUUAUGUUGACCGCAACUUUUCUCAAUGUUUUUGUUGUUCUGGGGGACUGACGUUGUACCAAACCUGUCUGCAACAGCCAAUCAACGUUAUUUUGCUAUGCAUUGUACAUAUAUUGAAAAGGCUGAGAGGACUCAGCCUCUUAUUUAAUAUUUAUUUCUCCUAUUUAUUGAGCAUUACUUAGAAAAACUAUUUGGGUCUUGCCAUUGGGUCCAGGAAUGUUUGAGCCUUUUGCAUGCAGCGAGGUGUGCCGUAUACACUGGAGAGAGGUGACUCACCACGGGGGCUGGCCUCUGCCAGCUCGGGGGCAUGUGCCAGACCAACGAGGCUCAUUGGGAGCUCAACCACCAGAGAUUUAGGGAGAAAUAUCAGGGCUGCGGAGCUCGCUCCUGUCCUCUCCCAAGCGCUGCAACGAGCAGGAGCUGGCUGCAGGCAUCGCUCCCUUCUGUGAAACAAAGGUAUUUGUUUGAAGUAGGAUAUUUGCUUGAGAAAGGGAUGGAUUUAGGUGCCUAACUGAAGUCUUUGCCCUUUAGUGUCCAGUGGGGCUUUAUUAUCUCUGUACUCAAGGAUGGAUAAUUCCUAUGACUUUUGCUGCUACCUGGAGGUUUGCACAGGAUCAGGAGGGUCUCUGAAGCACCGCUACAUCUGCUGUUGCAGCAACAGCUUCACGGUAAAGCAGCCUGACUUCUGGGCUGUUGCUUAGAGAACAGCACCCUGAGCCCCACCAGGGCAGCUCUCCAUGUUCAAAAUCCAGGGAAUGGGGAGAUUUAGAACAAAAGCCAAGACGGGAGAAAAGCUGCCAGGGAAACAGUGUCCCUGUUUUCUCACCUGUUGGCCGAUUCCUUACCAAAUUACACUGGUGCAUCUGUUCAUUUGACUCCAUUGUAAAACUACCUUUGCUUUCCAUGGAAAUGCAUACUGUAUUCUUUAGUCUUCCUGGGGUAUUUGAGUUGUUAGCCUGUUUAGAAAAAGGGUUCCAAUAAAGAUUCAGAUGGUAUCUGGU
This is a messenger RNA of Cygnus olor (mute swan), 6921 nucleotides long. RefSeq names its product serine/arginine repetitive matrix 4 (gene SRRM4). The transcript is spliced from 13 exons. Gene Ontology annotation, cellular component: nucleus. Lineage: Eukaryota; Metazoa; Chordata; Aves; Anseriformes; Anatidae. Gene Ontology annotation, molecular function: mRNA binding. The record is from RefSeq and is a predicted model, not a curated record. The coding region runs from base 93 to 1937 and encodes 614 amino acids. Gene Ontology annotation, biological process: neuron maturation; mRNA processing; regulation of RNA splicing.